GGCGCGGCCGCGGGGGGAAGGGACGGACUGGUUUUUGGAGGGAUGCAGGCAGGGAUGCAGGCAGGACUUUCCUGGGGUGCCGCCGUGUCCCACCACGCUUUUACUCCCAUUCUCCUUGGGGCCCUUCUGUCCCUUAGGGCUACGGGGGAGGCCGGGGUAACCCCGUUUUGGCAGCUCGGCCGCUGGGUACCGGGAUGCUGCCUCCAUCUCCAUCCCGGGCACUCGCAUUCAGCGGAGCCAAAUCCCCCGGGAGCAGCGCAGGGGGCGGGCGGGGGGGGGGGAGGAUGCUCCAUUAUCCGGCUCCUGCCGUGUCGGAGGCAGCUGGACCGACCGUGCAUUAAUAGAUUACACAGAGGAUUUGGGCUCGCCGGCAGCAAGGGGAGCGCUCGCAGGAGGCAGCGCGGGCCAGGCCAAGGCGCUGGGCGAGCCGGGGGGGAAGGACGCAGCCCCCCGCUCCCCGCUAACACCUUUUCCAGCCAAGCCCCACAGAGCCCCCAGCUGCCGCCAUGGACGAGUGGGACCUCCCGCAGUGGAAGAAGGAGGUGGAAAGCCUGAAGUACCAGCUGGCCUACAAGCGGGAGAUGUCCUCCAAGACAAUACCCGAGUUCGUGAAAUGGAUCGAGGACGGCAUUCCAGAAGAUCCCUUCCUCAACCCGGAGCUGAUGAAAAACAACCCCUGGGUGGAGAAAGGCAAAUGCGCCAUCCUCUGAGGGGUUGCCCCCCACUGCGUCGGCCUCCCGCCCCUCACUCCCCCCCACUGAAUGUACUUUUUUAUUAGCUAGCUUCCUAAUAUGACUACCUGAACAAAAACCCUACCCUCAGCUUGUCUUAUUAUUUUUAGUGGUAGAAGCGUUUCUUUUUUAUAUGGGGGGGACACAGGGAAUACACGGGGGUGGGCAGUGUUGGGAGGGACAUGAGCGGCAAAGGUUUCCAGUCACCGCUCUCCACUCGCCUCCGCCACCGUUGCCGUCCAGCUGGCAGCUUUUUCAACUUGUAAAGGAGCAAAACUUUUAUAAAACAUUUUCACUGAUUUUAAAUAUUCUUUUGUAUACUGUAGGAUUAUCGUUUUGCAGCAGACCAGGCAAAAUAUGACAACCAAGGGUUUAUAAAUGAAAUAAACAGAACAAUACUUCAUGA
This is a messenger RNA of Chroicocephalus ridibundus (black-headed gull), 1137 nucleotides long. RefSeq names its product G protein subunit gamma 13 (gene GNG13). Bases 507 to 710 code for a protein of 67 amino acids. The record is from RefSeq and is a predicted model, not a curated record. Gene Ontology annotation, biological process: sensory perception of taste; phospholipase C-activating G protein-coupled receptor signaling pathway. Gene Ontology annotation, cellular component: heterotrimeric G-protein complex. Lineage: Eukaryota; Metazoa; Chordata; Aves; Charadriiformes; Laridae. Gene Ontology annotation, molecular function: G-protein beta-subunit binding. The transcript is spliced from 3 exons.